CCACACACGUAUAAAUAUCCGAUUUUUUAUUACCUUUUCUUAUUCGAUCAAUUAAAAUCGCUCCCAAUUCGGUUUCUCUUGAUCUCGCCGUAACGUCGAUUCCGAGAAGAGGAGAAACAUUUGGAAGAAUUUCAAGGGAUUUUGAAGGUGGGGUUUUCUGGGUUAUUCUAGGUUGAAGAAAUGGAGUUGGAGUGUAAUUUCGGAAUACAGAGAUUGGAAUUGGUUGAAUCUCUAAACAUAGAGGAGGAUUCUGUAAUGGAAUCAGGAUAUGGGGAUUUCGGGUGCAGACAUUACAGAAGAAGAUGCAAGAUUAGGGCACCCUGUUGCGAUGAAAUCUUCGAUUGCAGGCAUUGCCACAAUGAAAAAAAGAAUUCAAUGGAAGUCGAUCCUCUUGAUCGUCAUGACGUACCUCGGCACAAGAUUGCGAAGGUUAUAUGCUCUUUAUGUGAUACAGAACAAGAUGUUCAACAGAAAUGUAGAAAUUGUGGGGUUUGUAUGGGGAAGUACUUCUGUACAAAAUGCAAGUUCUUCGACGACGAUGUUUCAAAGAACCAAUACCACUGUGAUGGUUGUGGGAUCUGCAGAACCGGAGGCGAGGAGAACUUCUACCAUUGUUAUAAAUGUGGAUGUUGUUACGCGAAAUCAUUGAAGAAUUCACACUGUUGUAUUGAAAGAGCAAUGCAUCAUAAUUGUCCCAUCUGCUUCGAGUAUGUGUUUGAUUCUACCAAAGACAUUAGUGUACUACCAUGCGGCCAUACGCUGCACUUGGAUUGCUUGAAGGAGAUGGAAGCACAUUUUCAGUUUUCAUGCCCUGUCUGUUCAAAAUCCGUCGGUGAUAUGUCUAGUAUGUGGGAACAGCUUGAUCAAGAGGUGGCUUCUACGCCGAUGCCCGAAACCUAUCAGAACAAGAUGGUUUGGAUCCUCUGCAACGACUGUGGGACAACUUCAGAGGUUCAUUUCCAUGUAGUGGCACAUAAGUGUUUAAGUUGCAAAUCAUACAAUACUAAGCAGACUCGUGGGGGGCCAGCUUCAUGCUCAUCAAGGAUCUGAAACACAGAAAGAAAAUUACUUAUAAUGAGGCCAGUUAGAUAUAUAUCUUUUGUUACAAAGAAGUGGCGAAAAUAAGCUUCUUUUUUUUCUUUUUUUUUUUUUACGCAAAAAGGGCAAUACAUUAUAAAGGCAGUAACACCAAUAAGAGUAUGGUGUUCUGCGGAAAAGAAAAGAGUACAAAGCUCAAUUAUAGUAGAGCUGUUAUUCCACCGGAUCAAGCAUAGCUUCCCAAUUACUUAGGACCCGACUUAUGGAGAUUUCCUCAAAAAGAUUAGAACUUGACUGACCAGUUAUAUAUGAAAAUUUUGACAGUGUCAAUAAUUUCAUCUAAACUUUUAUA
Messenger RNA from Papaver somniferum (opium poppy), 1390 nucleotides. RefSeq names its product E3 ubiquitin-protein ligase RZFP34-like. Gene Ontology annotation, molecular function: zinc ion binding; ubiquitin protein ligase activity. The coding region runs from base 181 to 1050 and encodes 289 amino acids. NCBI's taxonomy places the organism in Eukaryota, Viridiplantae, Streptophyta, Magnoliopsida, Ranunculales, Papaveraceae. The transcript has 11 exons. Gene Ontology annotation, biological process: ubiquitin-dependent protein catabolic process; protein ubiquitination. The record is from RefSeq and is a predicted model, not a curated record. Gene Ontology annotation, cellular component: nucleus.